GUGUCGUAUUCCCUUACUCUCCACGGCUGGGCCGUUACAACUUAAACUUCCACGAGGCUCAGCAAGCGUGUUUGGACCAAGACUCUGUUAUCGCCUCCUUUGACCAGCUCUACGAUGCCUGGAGGUCAGGGCUGGACUGGUGUAAUGCCGGCUGGCUCAGUGAUGGCUCCGUGCAGUACCCCAUCACCAAACCCAGGGAGCCUUGCGGAGGGAAGAACACAGUGCCUGGGGUCAGGAAUUACGGGUUCUGGGAUAAAGAUAAAAGCCGAUAUGAUGUUUUCUGUUUUACUUCAAACUUCAACGGUCGUUUUUACUACCUGAUUCACCCAACCAAGCUGACCUAUGACGAAGCCGUUCAGGCAUGCUUGAAGGAUGGAGCUCAGAUCGCUAAAGUUGGCCAGAUAUUUGCUGCCUGGAAGCUCCUGGGGUACGACCGCUGCGAUGCUGGCUGGCUGGCUGACGGCAGCGUACGCUACCCAAUCUCCAGGCCAAGGAAACGCUGCAGUCCUAACGAAGCAGCAGUUCGCUUUGUAGGCUUCCCUGAUAAAAAGCACAAGCUGUAUGGUGUCUACUGUUUCAGAGCAUAUAACUGAAAAUACCUAGAGCACAAAAGUUUUAAAUUCAUUAAGAACAUGUGAAAGAUUUCUUUUCGAUAUGAACUCAUGCAAGUUACCAAAACUGUGAUAAACCUUUUUUACUUACUGUAAAGAGUCGUUUUCAUAAACCCAACCCAUUAAUUUUUUUUUGUUUUAGUAUUUUUGUAAAAGUAUCAUUCCAUAGAUAUUUUAAAUUAAUAUAAUUUAAUGGAAGCUCUAGGUAAGGAAGUUUUAGAGCCAAAUUCUUUAAGCUACAUCAUCCCAACAAAAUAUACUUUUUGUGAAUGGGGCAUGCAGUAGAGCUUGACAGUUGCUAGGGCACAAUUAUGGAAUGUAAGGCUACUCAAAGCAGAAGCUUUUAAAAGCACAGAUUUUACGUAUUUGUACCAGUUUGAGAAACACUGCAAAUUGAUUAUAUCAGGAAUUUUGAAAAUAGAUAAUUUUUUUCUUAAAGGGGAUCAGUGAGGUUUUG
Messenger RNA from Cariama cristata (Red-legged seriema), 1068 nucleotides. RefSeq names its product hyaluronan and proteoglycan link protein 1 (gene HAPLN1). The annotation marks the transcript as partial. Gene Ontology annotation, biological process: cell adhesion. Gene Ontology annotation, molecular function: hyaluronic acid binding. NCBI's taxonomy places the organism in Eukaryota, Metazoa, Chordata, Aves, Cariamiformes, Cariamidae. The record is from RefSeq and is a predicted model, not a curated record. The transcript has 2 exons.